Messenger RNA from Gavia stellata (red-throated loon), 1638 nucleotides. RefSeq names its product GTP binding protein 3, mitochondrial (gene GTPBP3). NCBI's taxonomy places the organism in Eukaryota, Metazoa, Chordata, Aves, Gaviiformes, Gaviidae. Gene Ontology annotation, cellular component: mitochondrion; cytoplasm. Gene Ontology annotation, biological process: tRNA wobble uridine modification; tRNA methylation. Gene Ontology annotation, molecular function: GTPase activity; protein binding; GTP binding. The record is from RefSeq and is a predicted model, not a curated record.
AUGACGCUGCUUGGGGAAAAUUUCUGUGCCCAGGGGCCCCCACCGCGGGGGGAGACCCCCAGGACGUGGAGGGGGCUCUCCGGGGAAGAGCAGCUCCAACUUGGCUGGGUGCGGAGCCGGCUGAGCCGCCUCGGGGCCUGGGGGUCAGCACAGGGGACCCCCCGGGGGGGGCAGGUGUCCCCCAAAAGCCCGAGUGCUCCUGGACAGCCUGUGUCAGGGUGGGCGCAGCGCCUGUGCUCCGCGGCACGCGGAGACACCAUCUUCGCCGUCUCCUCGGGACACGGGCGGUGCGGGGUGGCCGUCAUCCGCACCAGCGGGCCCGGCAGCCGCGGGGCCCUGCGGAGCCUCACCGGGCACCCCGAGCUGCCCCCGCCCCGCGUCCUGGCCCUGCGGCGCAUCCGCGACCCCGCCACCGCCGAGCCCCUGGACCGCGGCCUCGUCGUCUGGUUCCCAGGUCCCAAGAGCUUCACUGGGGAGGACUGUGCCGAGCUGCAUGUGCACGGCGGGCCGGCGGUGGUGAGCGGGGUGCUGCGGGCGCUGGGGCGCCUGCCCGGGUUGCGUCCCGCCGAGCCCGGGGAGUUCACGCGCCGAGCCUUCCGCCGCGGGAAACUGGACCUGACGGCGGCCGAGGGGCUGGGGGACCUGAUCCGGGCGGAGACGGAGGCCCAGCGGCGGCAAGCGCUGCGGCAGAUGGAGGGCGAGCUGGGCCGGCUCUACCAGCGCUGGAGCGAGACCCUCACCCAGGCUCUCGCCCACCUUGAAGCCUAUAUUGACUUCAGUGAGGAUGACAACGUGGAGGAAGAGGUCUUGUCCCGAGUGGAUGCCACCGUGCGGGCGCUGGAGCAGGAAAUCGGUGCCCACCUGCGGGACGGGCGCCGUGGGGAGCUGCUCCGGGGGGGGGUCCACGCCGUCAUCGCCGGCCCCCCCAACGUGGGCAAGAGCAGCUUGCUCAACCUGCUGUGCCAGCGUCCGGCAGCCAUUGUGUCGCCAGUGGCGGGGACGACGCGGGACGUGGUGGAGGUGGCCCUGAACGUCGGCGGUUACCCCCUGGUGCUGAGCGACACGGCCGGGCUCCGCGAUGCCACCGACCCCGUCGAGCAGGAGGGGGUCAGCCGCGCGCGGGACCGGCUGCGGCAAGCGGACCUGGUGCUGGCUGUGCUGGACGCCGCGGCGGUGCCCCCCGAGCCGGCCGGGCUGGGGGCUGCCCUGGGGUCCCUGCUGCCCCCCGCCGCCACCCCCUGCAUCCUGGUCCUCAACAAGGCCGACCUGCUGCGGGGAGACGGAGGGGCCCUGCGCGAUGCCUGCGCCCAGGGGGACCCCCUGCCCCCCGCCGCCCUCCUCUCCUGCAAGACGGGCGAGGGGCUCGACCACCUCCUGGAGCUGCUGGCACGGCAGCUGGCACGGCUGUGCGGAGACCCCCUGGCAGGCUCGCCCAGCCUGACGCAGAGCCGGCACAGCCUUCACCUGGGCGACUGCGCGGCGGCGCUGGCACGCUACGACCGGGAGCGCCGGCGGGACCUGGGGUUGGCGGCCGAGCGGCUGCGGUUGGCCCGGCGGCACCUGGGCCGGAUCACCGGCCACGUGGGCGCCGAGGACGUCCUCGACAUCAUCUUCAGGGACUUCUGCGUCGGGAAGUGA